AGAAUUGCACACGUUACGUUAUUAUCUUGUCCGUAAUGUCAUUUUCUUUAUAGUUAAAGUCAAUUCUUUGUGUAAAUUAAUUUGUUCAUAUUUCAAAAAUAAUAUAUCCAUAGAAUAAAAGUUUAGAAAUAACUGAAAUUUAUAUUAUUAGGUAUCACUAACAUGGGAAUAACUGGAUUAGCGAAACUCAUAGCUGAUGUAGCUCCUAAUGCUAUUAGAGAAAAUGAAAUAAAAAACCAUUUUGGUAGAAAAAUUGCUAUUGAUGCAUCAAUGAGCCUUUAUCAAUUUCUAAUAGCUGUACGAAGUGAGGGAUCACAAUUAACUUCUGUUGAUGGAGAAACAACCAGUCAUUUAAUGGGAACAUUUUACCGAACUAUAAGACUUUUGGAGAAUGGUAUUAAACCAGUAUAUGUUUUUGAUGGUAAGCCUCCACAAAUGAAAUCAUCAGAAUUAGAAAAGCGUACGGAAAGACGUCAAGAAGCUCAAAAAGCUUUAGAAAAAGCUGAAGAAGCAGGUGAUACUACAGAUAUUGAUAAAUUUAGUAAAAGAUUGGUAAAAGUAACUUCAGUUCAUACAUCUGAAUGUAAAGAAUUAUUAAAAUUAAUGGGAGUACCGUAUAUUGAAGCGCCAUGUGAAGCUGAAGCCCAAUGUGCUGCAAUGGUUAAAUCUGGAAAAGUUUAUGCUACAGCAACAGAGGAUAUGGAUGCUUUAACAUUUGGUACUCCAGUAUUAUUAAGACAUUUAACUUUUAGCGAAGCAAGGAAAAUGCCUAUUCAAGAAUUUCAAUUUGACACUGUUUUAGAAGGAAUGGAAAUGACUAAACAUGAGUUCAUUGAUUUAUGCAUAUUAUUAGGAUGUGACUAUUGUAAUAGUAUUAAAGGUGUUGGUCCAAAAAGAGCUAUAGAAUUAAUACGACAAUACAAAACGUUAGAAAAUAUUUUAGAAAAUAUUGAUACCAAAAAAUAUCAAGUACCUGAAAAUUGGCCUUUUAAAGAAGCAAGACGGUUAUUUAUUGAACCUGAAGUAGCUGACCCUAAUACAAUUGAAUUAAAAUGGAAUGAUCCAGAUGAAGAUGGUUUAGUGAAGUUCUUAUGUGGUGAUCGUGCUUUUAGUGAAGAUAGGGUAAGGAGUGGUGCAAAGAAAAUAAUGAAAACACGGUCUGGUUCAACUCAAGGUAGACUAGAUUCAUUCUUUACUUUUUCUACUACACCAAAUAAACGCAAGUUGGAAGAAGCUAAAGCUGCUGCAGAAGCUAAUAAAAAAUCUAAAAAGGGAAACACUGCAAAAAGAGGUCGUCCAAAGUAAAUAUGUAUUAAAAAAAUGAUUUAAAAAUCUUGGUUUCGUAUUUUGAUAAUAACAUAUAUGUAUAAUAAUUUGAAC
This is a messenger RNA of Daktulosphaira vitifoliae (grape phylloxera), 1380 nucleotides long. RefSeq names its product flap endonuclease 1 (gene Fen1). Gene Ontology annotation, cellular component: nucleus. The transcript has 9 exons. The coding region runs from base 163 to 1305 and encodes 380 amino acids. NCBI's taxonomy places the organism in Eukaryota, Metazoa, Arthropoda, Insecta, Hemiptera, Phylloxeridae. The record is from RefSeq and is a predicted model, not a curated record. Gene Ontology annotation, molecular function: magnesium ion binding; DNA binding; RNA-DNA hybrid ribonuclease activity.